AUGGUGCAGGUAAGAAAAACCAUUCACAAGACCAAAAGUUUCUUUCACAAAACUCUAAAAAAUUUCAGGUCUUUUCUCUCUGGAGGAUACCAAAAACUUCCAAGAUCUCUUUCCUUCAGUCCAUUCCUUUGUAACAUUGACAAUGCAAAAACUUACACAAGCGACCAAUUCUACAACGAGUUCUAUGAUCUCUUGCAGUCUGAUCUCAGCACAAUGAAGGUGAUUGCUAACAAUAACAACACCAAAUCAAUGUCAAAAGAGCCUGCAAUGGAAGAUGCUGCGAAAAACGGAAACUUCACGUGUAUUGCAAAGCAAAGUCCACAAAAGAGUACUCAUGACGUCACAGAAAAAUCAAAGAUGAACAAAAGUAGCUCUUCGCAAUCACAACUGAGGAAAAAGGGAGCUCAUGUCUUGGCACAGAAGAUGAAGGAAUUAGAUAUGAUGGAUUCAGGUGAUCUUGAACAUGUACUAGACAUAGAAGAAGCGCUUCACUACUAUUCUCGCCUUAAAAGUCCGGUUUAUUUAGACAUUGUGGACAAGUUUUUCAAUGAAAUAAAUUCAGAGUCUAUUGUUCCACAACCCUCUAUCAGCUUCAAAAACUCAAAGGAACGACUUGCUCCAAUUCAAUUACUUAAAAGAUAA
Molecule: messenger RNA, 642 nt
Organism: Lathyrus sativus (Indian pea)
Lineage: Eukaryota; Viridiplantae; Streptophyta; Magnoliopsida; Fabales; Fabaceae
Source: the annotation of a GenBank genome assembly